AUGACACUAGGCUUCUCAUGGCGCGAAACCAUAGGUAUCAUCUUUCUAGGUCACUUCCUUGUCUCACUCGUCAUCACUGCGAACGCCAUCAUCGGAUCGAAAUACCACAUUCCCUACACGAUCCAGAGUCGCACCGGCUUCGGGUUCUUCGCAUCCUUUGUCGCUGUCUUUAUUCGCAUGCUGGUUGGGUUUUUCUGGUACGGCAUCAACACGCAUAAUGGCGCGCUGUGUGUCAAUGCUGUGAUUCUUGCAAUCUGGCCAUCUUUUCGAGACGUGCCAAAUGCAUUGCCUGAAUCUGCAAACAUCACGACUCAAAUGAUGACUUCAUAUACCGUAUACUUCCUCAUCACACUCCCUUUUCACUGGAUCCAUCCGCGAUAUCUCAAAUGGUUCUUUGAUAUUAAAACCAUUGUUUGUCUGCCCGGAGUCUUCGCGCUACUUGGGUGGGCGUGCCAUCAGUCAAACGGAGGCCUGCAUACUACUUUAUUCCUGCAGCGCACCUCACUACACGGUUCCGAGUAUUCUUGGGCCUUUUUAGGUGCUUUGAAUUCAAUGUUGGGCAACUACGGUACCAUGGCAGUCAACAUUAACGAUUUUGCCCGUUACGCCCGCUCAACACGCAUGGUCUAUGUCAAGAUUCUUGCUGUUCCUCUCUCAUUCAUGCUCAUGUCCUUCAUGGGCAUCAUCAUCGCAGGUGCAGCAUCCGAUUUGUACGAAACGUCGAUCUGGGACCCGCUCACUAUCAUGUCGUACUGGAGUGGAAGUUCUGGCGCAAGAGCAGCGGCCGCAUUCGUGUCUCUGUCUUUUGUUCUGGCGCAGCUUGGAGCCAACAUCAGCGCAAACUGCAUUUCCGCUUCAAACGACUUGAACGCCAUGUUUCCUUCGUACGUCAACCUCCGUCGAGGAUCCUAUAUCAUAGCCUUCGUCGGUGCAUGGGCUCUCAUACCGUGGAACAUCCUCGCUUCCGCUUCCGCCUUGCUCAAUUUCAUGGACGGCUAUAUUAUAUGGUUGGCCCCCAUCACAGGCAUACUCCUAGCAGAUUACUACAUCGUCCACCGACAAACCUACGACGUAGCAGAAAUGUACAUACCCGGCGGGAGAUACCGCUAUAAUAAAUGGGGGACCAACUGGCGCGCAGUCGUCGCAUGGCUUGUCGGCUCUGUUCCGCUCAUUCCCGGGUUCGCUUUGAGGAUGAACGCCAACCUACCAAUCUCAACAGGCGUAGACCACUUGUAUAGUCUUGACUAUCUAUACGGUUUCUUCGCCAGCUUCGCCAGCUUCGCUGUGUUCUCUGCGUUGGGGGUGUGCUUUCCUGCGCGGAUAACUUUUGCGCACGAUGGUAGCGCUGAUGAAUUAGGUGCAGUGGAGAAGGGAAGUGAUGAGUAAG
Periconia digitata is the source of this 1387-nucleotide messenger RNA. The record is from the annotation of a GenBank genome assembly. Lineage: Eukaryota; Fungi; Ascomycota; Dothideomycetes; Pleosporales; Periconiaceae.